Messenger RNA from Dermacentor andersoni, 1758 nucleotides. RefSeq lists its product as uncharacterized. Lineage: Eukaryota; Metazoa; Arthropoda; Arachnida; Ixodida; Ixodidae. The record is from RefSeq and is a predicted model, not a curated record. Gene Ontology annotation, biological process: protein ubiquitination. Gene Ontology annotation, molecular function: ubiquitin protein ligase activity.
GCGGGGCGUAAGGACGGUUUUUUUGCUCGGGCCCGCAUGGACGCAUCGCCGGGCUUGGUCGGCCCCAUGUCGCUCAAGUUCGCCCAGAACAUGUCAUGGAACGAGCACGUGGAAAAAAUGGCCUUGAACUUCAGCAGAACCGGUGCCGGCGGGGGCCUGGACGACGGCGGGCCCCCGUCCCCGUUCCUGAUGGGCGGCGUGCCUUCCAGUCCCUCGCCCGACGACAAGGGCCGCUCGGCGGGCGUCGGCGGGACCACGGCGGGAGGCGUGGGGCCCCUGCUGCCCACGGCACAGCCCGCCGGUUUCCCCCUGCUGGGUGGCAAGCAGCCCGGCGGCUUCCCCCUGUCCCUGCUGUACGGGCAGCCCUCGUCGUACCUGCUCGUGGGAUCGGCACCCUUCAUGCCGCUGCCUCCGCAAGGGGACCUCUCGCGGGGGCUGCUGUUCCCGCCCCUGCACGCGGGCUUCGACCCCCUCGCCAAGGUACUCCAGGCCGAGCGCAUGGCGUCGUGCCUCGACCUGGCGGCCCGCUCGUACGCCCACCAGCAGGCCGCGGCCGCCCACCAGCGAGCCGGGGCCAACAAGGGCGGCUCGUCGCCCCACGACGUGCGCAACUCGCUGCUGGGCGCCCCGACGUUGCCCUUUCCCCCGGGACUGCACGACCGGUGGCGGUCUCCGCACCACGUGCCGGACCUGCUGUCGUCGGCCGGCGCGGGAGACAACGCGGCGUCUCCGCCGUCGCCCUUCGGGACGGACCGCAGCGGCUCGCCCGCCAAAGGGCUGGACCUCAAGAGGACGGACCACCUGAACGGCCCCCUCGGUUCCCCGAAGUGGACACUGGGCCAAGCGACCAGCUGUCCCGUUUGCGGGAUCACCUUGGCGCAAGCGCAGAUGGCCGACCACUUUCAGCUCGAGAUGGACAAGCUUGCCGACUUCUACAGCUGCCGCCGGUGGGUUGACCGGACACACGAGGACAGCUUGCCACUGCAACCGGAACCACAAUCUGCCUGUCGGACAGCCUACGAGGCCGGCAAGCGAUCGCCCCUGUCUCGGUGGGAGACCUACCUCAAGGUUCGCGGUAAUCGUCACCAGCGACUGAAUGCACUGUGUGGUCGCCGUCGCCGAGCCGAGCUUCCGCUGGACCUACAGUCGGCGGACUGCGGUUCCCCGCCGGGCACGCCGAGGAGUCGAGGUCCACCUCCGCCGCUCAAGGUCGAGCUCUCGGACGCCUCCUACGAGUCAGCCGAGCGUUGCCGAUCGGGAUCUCCAGGAGGAGGAGGCAAGGAUCCCCAGUCGCCGUCGGGAGUUCGGGAUCGAACGGGGAGCGCCGACGGGACCGCCGACUCCCGAGGCGGCGGCGAGCAGUCGUCCACAGGGCGCGACGGGUCCCCUUCGUCGUCGGGCGCGGGAGCCGGUGUCGGGAGCAGUAGCGAAACGCCCUGCACUGAAGAUGGUCAAGCGGCCGAUGAGAGAAGCGCAAGUGCAGACGAGACAGUCAGGUGGAAGUGCGUCAUUUGUUCGGGUCCGUACACAACUCCGCUGGUCUCCGUAUGUUGUUGGCACGUCCACUGCGAACGCUGCUGGCUUCAGACUCUGGGUGCGAAGAGGCUCUGCCCGCAGUGCGACGCGGUCACGUGCCCGUCCGACCUGCGCAAGAUCCACCUCUAGGGGGCGCCACGUACCACGCUUCCGCUUCCCUCUCGUCUCCGACGGGCCGGGCAUCGACGCGUCCACGCGAAGCGCCAUCUCCUUACGUACGCC